AUGGCGCAGCAUCCGCAGAGGCAGCAUCACACGGGUGGGGGGCCGUUCGGCGACACGACCUACACGAAGAUCUUCGUCGGCGGGCUGGCAUGGGAGACGCAGAGAGAGACAAUGCGGCGCUACUUCGACCAGUUCGGUGAGAUCCAGGAAGCCGUCGUCAUCAGGGACAAGACCACCGGCCGCUCCAAGGGCUACGGCUUCGUAAGCUUUUCCUCUUCUUCGUCUGCUGCCCUAAUGAGGCCUGUCCCUUGCCAACAGAUCUCCUUCUUCGCGCAGGUGACCUUCAAGGACGCAGAGUCGGCUCAGCGAGCUUGCCAAGACCCAUCGCCGGUGAUCGACGGAAGGAGGGCAAACUGCAACCUCGCCUCUCUUGGGGCCUCGACCCACAGCCGAUCUCGCCCACCCACUCCCCAGCACGGUUCCUCUCGACCUUUGAAAAAGAUUGCAAAUAUGGAUGCUCUUCGAUCUUCAUGUUCUCUUGAAAAGUUUUCUCCAAAUGCCCUCAGGGUUCAGGCGCUUCAGAGCUCCCUCCACAACCUAUCAUGCCCCCUCAACGCCCACGGCAGCGACCUUCUACCAUCAACCCACGCAUUACCCUCUGCCUUUCUCAGUUUGCGGGUAGAAACACGAGAUCCCAUGUUUCCUCCUCUUCUCCUUCUCUGA
Molecule: messenger RNA, 663 nt
Organism: Spirodela intermedia
Lineage: Eukaryota; Viridiplantae; Streptophyta; Magnoliopsida; Alismatales; Araceae
Source: the annotation of a GenBank genome assembly